Messenger RNA from Folsomia candida, 6619 nucleotides. Its product is annotated as pikachurin. Gene Ontology annotation, molecular function: calcium ion binding. Lineage: Eukaryota; Metazoa; Arthropoda; Collembola; Entomobryomorpha; Isotomidae. The transcript has 17 exons. The record is from RefSeq and is a predicted model, not a curated record. Bases 473 to 4054 code for a protein of 1193 amino acids.
CAGCUCAGUAGUCGACUGGACGGGCAUGGAGAGUGAUUCACUCACUCCAAGUUCAAACUCUUUCAUUGACCGACCGACCCAAGAAGAUUAUAGAAUCCGAUCGUCUUAAAAACAAACCAAACUUAAAAGCAUUCUUGUGCUUGGGAAGAUUCGCUGGGUAAAAACAUGAUACAUUUUUAAUGAAACUGAACCCACAAAGAAUUACCGAAGAGACUCUCACUCUCAGUGCUGCACGUUCUCUCAGAGGUCAAAUCGAAGUGAGCAGUGAGUGACAGGAGAAAAAAAAACUUUACCUUUUUUACAUUUUUCAUCCCAAAGAAAAGUUAAAUUUAUUAGGAAAGGAUUGUUUUUGGAGGAAGUCAAAGAAGAAGAAAACUUAAUUGUUCUCCGGAUGUAAAUGUACACAAAUUCGUGACAAAGUUUGUUCAACUAUAAUUUUAUUAUUAUUAUUAGUUGUUUGUUGUUGGAAUUAAUGAUGGAAGGCAGUCCCCGGCGGAGGACGGGGAGGCGACUUUCCUUUCUCAAUUGCUGUCUCGUUUUGACACUGUUUUCGUCCUCGUCGUCAUCCUCCUCCGUCGUCGUGGGUGCCAACGAGACGGACGUUAACGCACUUGGAGGCGAGUUCGAGGCCGCUUUUCAAGGAAAAUGCGGCUCCUCCAGCCCCUGUGUCCAACUCUGCGUUGAGUUACACGAUGGCACGUUCGAGUGUCAAUGUCGCCCCGGUUACAGGCUCCUGUUGGACGGGUACAGUUGUGUCGAGCUGGGCAACGCGACGUAUCCCGAUGACGAGGAUUCAGACGAGCUCGAGUCCGACGUGGACUAUUCCUUGGCUGACCAAAAAUCCUCGAUUCUUUUAAAAGCGGCAAAGUCUGCGGUUCCCGUAGCGCCGAAAAUAGUAUCCUCCACGCCCUCGCCACCAUCGGGCGAUGGGGAUGACAAGAACAGUUUCGAGCUGGAGGGGAGACCACUCCCACGACCAGCCGCAUCCUCCUCGUACCAGCGGAAAAAGCCGAAAGCUUACUUGAAGGAGGGAAGCUCUGGGGCGAUCGCGGCGGCAAAAGUCGAGGCGCAAGAGAGGAACAAAUAUCUGCGCAAGUUUUACCCCAUCGAUGACCCGCGCGUGGGUCAGGUCGACUUCUUCGGCCUGGACCCGGACGUCAUGGCGAAAGCUACGGCGAAGGGGUUGAAACUUACACCGACCGCGUUCGGGGUCACGAAAGCUGGACAAAAGGGAAAGAAGGGUCAUGACCACGAGGGUGGUGGAGAGUAUUCUGGGGAGGAUGAGGACGAUUCAGGGGAUGAUGACGAUGAUGACGACGAAGAUGAUGAGGAUGAUGAGGACGACGCGACAAAUGAGGCGGAAGAAGAUUUAGGCUCGAUUGAAGGGGCCGUCGCGGCGGCGUUGAAGGAUUCAAAGGGUGCCACGAAUUAUGAUAAAGAUCACUUCGGCGGUGGCGAGAGGGACGACGCUGACGAAGAGUUGGACAGUGACGAGGAAGACUUCAUCCUCCCUCCGAGGGCACUCCCGCUAAAAAACAUGCAAGGCGACGCACCAUCCCCGCCCGUCAUCUCCGCCAUGUCGUCAUCACCUCAAUCCGACGCCACGGUACAAAAGAAGGUCGCAGGACCACUCCCACCCGCCCCAGGGGGCGAAGAACAGCAAGUUUCCUCCUCCGCACCACCACCACCAGCAGGCAAGCAGGAGACGGCCGAACCUUGCCCACUGAAGUGCAAUCGUGGCCAGUGCAUCAAAGAAAGUUUGGACGAGCUGGGAUUCCGCUGCCUGUGUCCCAUGGGGACCAGAGGAACUUUCUGUGAAAUUGUCGAACUAUUCGAAGAGGGUGGCGGUUACAACAGCGGUCUGUUCCGGGGACGGAGCUGGGUCGCAUUUCCCGUCCUACACGACGCCUACAUGGCGGAUCAAAUAUCACUGGAAUUCCGCCCCCAGUCCGCCAACGGGAUUUUGCUCCUCACCGGAGAACGCGACGACCUUUCCGGCGACUAUCUCGCCCUUUUCUUGAAAGACGGCUAUCUCGAGUUCAGGUUCGACUGUGGUUCAGGUUCUGGGCUGGUUCGCUCUGCGGCUCCGGUCAAGUUGGAGCAGUGGAACAAGGCGAGCAUCGUGCGGCGAAGGUGGGACGGAUGGAUGCAGCUCAACGACGGACCCUUCACCCAGGGACGAUCCAAAGGCCUCUUCUCCCGGAUUACUUUCCGACAACCGGUCUACAUCGGGGGCCAGGGGAAUAUCACGUUCAACUCGGUCUCCUCAAUCCAGUCCAACUUCGACGAUGAGCCGGAACUCGCAUCUUCAUCUUCAUCAGCAGCCAGCAAUCUCGCCACGAGCAAUGAAGCCUACACCACCACCACCACCCCCACCGCGGCAGGAUCAACUUUCACCUCUCCGGCGGGAUCGUCACCCUCCUCGUCGUCAUCGUCGUCGUCGCCUCCUUUCACCGAACCCACGACGACCCCGGUCCUCUCGUUUGGCGAGAGUGAGAAGGAUGCCGAGGGGGAAAAUAAGUACAAGAAUGUGAAAAAUGUUGCUGCGGAUGCAAAUUCUGUAUCGGAGGAUGUAUCCGAGUCGGGAGUGGUGGAGGUGCUCAAGAGGGUUGGCGGAUUCCAAGGCUGCCUCCGAAAUUUGGUGAUCAAUGAUCGCGUCUACAGAUUUGGACUUGAGCCAGCUGGCGACUCACUUCAAGGCUUCGAUAUUGAAAACUGUAACGAUCAAGGAGUCUGCGAUUUGGUCAAGUGUCAACAUGGCGGACAGUGUCUGGUUCAGAAGGACUUGGUGCAGUGCUUGUGUCCCUUGGGAUUUAGUGGACCCAUGUGCGAAACGCCGUUGGAUUUGCAGAUUCCCUCCUUCAAUGGCUCAUCCUACUUGAAGUACGGGGGCCUCGGCUUGACACGCGUGCUGAGUUGGCUCGAGCUGGAAGUUGUGAUUAAGCCGGACGCCAUGGACGGGCUGAUCAUUUACAACGGCUACAAGACGGACGGGAUGGGAGACUUCAUUUCACUUAUCAUUGAUCAGGGCUAUAUCGAGUUUGCCAUGGAUUUGGGGACUGGGGCGGCUAUCAUCAGGAGCGAUGCACCCAUCGCAUUAAGCGAAUGGCAUCAUAUCCACGUGUCGAGGACGUCGCGACUAAUUUCUCUUCGCAUAGAUAACCAACCCCCACUCAUGGCUCUUACACCCGGUGCUUUCACUCAGUUGUCACUCCCACAUAACCUUUUCCUCGGUGGGAUCCCCGACCCAGACUGGCUUUCACCCAAGGUUAAAGUCCAGGGAGGAUUUACUGGUUGCAUUCAAAAGCUGGUCAUCAACGAGAAGCCCCUCCGAAUCAUGGGGUCGGCCAUGUCGGGCGUAAAUCUGGAGAAUUGUGAGCAUCCCUGCCUCCGCAACCCGUGUGACCACGGAGGCGAUUGCGUCCCAUCGCUCGACACUUUCAAAUGUCACUGCCCCCUCGGCUUUCGAGACCCCUAUUGUCAAACCAGAAUGGAUAAAGAGGACGUCAUCACGGCUCCCAAAUUCAUUGGUGAUUCAUACCUCCGGUUCACUAAUCCGCGGAUUAUCAAAAGAUUAUCAGGGUGGCGACUCAACCUAAGUUUUAGUCUGAAAACGGAGUCCAGUCGAGGGCUGUUGAUGUGGGCGGGGCGGAAGUGGAUGACGUCGGCGAGCGAUUUUAUCAGCAUGGGGCUCAGAAACGGUCUUCUCACGGCGUCCUUCUCACUGGGUUCAGGCCAGACCACCAUUGCCUACAACUACACCACGGUCAACGAUGGCCGCUGGCAUCGCGUCAUUCUCGUCAGAAAUGAGCAAGAAGCCAGCCUGUCGGUGGAUGACGGUCCACCCGUGACGGGAAUAGCGCCCGGCAAGCUGCGCCAACUAAAUAUCAACGACGGCCUUUAUAUUGGUGGUUUGGAAGAAUCCAGACAUCACAGUGUGAACAGAUACAUGGAGGGUUUCGUGGGCUGUCUGACCGACAUGGUGUUGGGGUCGGAGCGGGUGGCACUCCUCCAAGAAGCGUCGGAAGGGAGGAAUGUCGACUACUGUGACUGAGCACUUAUUUUGUCCACGUCAAUUUAAAUUUAUUCAUAACUAAAUAUUUUCACUUAUUACUACAUAAACUAUUUAAUUAGCUUUUACAAACUUUCACCUCGUUCCGUUCAAGAGAAAAGUAUUGUUUUAUCGUCGCAAAAUUGCUCUCACAGCUUCCACCACGUCACACGGAUGAAGAAGAUAGCUCUAGAAAUACGUACGUACUUCUAACAAUGUGCCUCUAACUAAAAGUAUAAUUCUGUAAAUAUUUCACAUUCCUCUACAUAAAAAACUACGAUUGGUUAUUGUAAUUAAUUAAUUAAUUGUAAUUAACUCUAACUAGCUAAUAUAUCUAAGUUAGGAUGAAAUAUACAGUAAAUUGUAUCAUAUCUCGUAAGGGCCACAAAGUCAUGCAAAUUGUACAUAACAAUUUUUGACAGAGCAACUUCCCAUGUCAUAAAUCAUGUAAAAAGAAAGUAAUCUUACGAACCUUACUAACUUUCACAUUUUAGAAUACUAGUCUAGUUUUCGAAUAUUUAUCAUAUAUUAGUAAUUAAUUAAUUAAUUAAUUAGCUAAAUGUAGCGUACAAAAAAAUAUAUAGGACUAGAAAUAAGUACUACUAAUUAAUCAUACAAAUUAUUAUCUACACACCGCCUCAGUUUCUCCUUUUCGAUUCUGCUGAUCUUUUCCAUCCUCUGCCACCACCGCGUUGGCCGGAAGUGACGAAAAAUCAGAGAAUAUUGCGGACGCGGCAAUCUAGGUUUGGAAACGUAAUCCGGGUCAUAUAAUUGGCGAUAAGUGACAAGUAAACCUUACUCCAAGCCCGGCCCUACCUCCGAAUCUUAUGCGUUGUCGUCAAUCAUUAAUUCUAUCUAAAAGAAAGAAAAAAAACAGUCUAAAAAACACACAAUCAGAAAAAAUCAUAAUUCACACCCACCAGAAUCUAUAACAAAAACUGUUUUUGUGUCUAUCUCUCUACUAAUUACAUACCUACCUAUUGUCUGUUUUCUCUUUAGAAGCGCUGUUUGCUAUCAUCACUGAUAGCAAAUUCGUCAGUCAUUCGUAAAAAAUGUGCGUUGUCCGAAACCAGAAAUUUUUAUCCAGCAGUAUAUACUAACUUAUUUAUUGUCUGCACAUUUAGUAAGUCAUACUUAUGGUAAAUACGAUGCAUGUAGGAGUAUCUAGUUUGCUAAUUAUGUAUCAAUUAUCUCAUACAUAUGAAUUUACAUAUAUUUAUAAAUAGCUAUGGGACCGUACUUACAGCGUGUGAUCGAUUUUCGGAGAAUAUUGACCCCUACGGCACACCCCUAUGUUAUAGGUAAUUAUCAUGGCAAGGAUAAAAUCCCUUGACCUCUUGACCCCCUCAAAUCGAUCACAUGCUUUAUGUACAAGUCCCUACGCAAAACUGUCCAAUAGUUUAUUAUCACUCCCCAAAGUGGACGUGGAGAUGAUGGGUUGUUGAGACGUGAAUUCGCACGUGUGUCAUAUUAGAAGUUUAGAACAAAGGGUGACAUAUGAAAUCUGUAUGUCGCAAAGAAUAUAAGGUCACAGAGUUAGUUAGUAAAUAUGUAUCUAAUAUUUAAAUAAUUGUGCUUUUUUGUGUUGGUUAAUUAAUUAUAGCUUAAUCCUAAAAAUUCGGUCAUAAUACAGAUAUUUCAACAACAAAUAUAUAAAUAUAUGUGAUAUUAUUUUGCGGUACUUACUUAUUUCGGCUAACAGCAUUCUGCACAUUAAGAUUAAUUAGCUAACUAAUUACAGAAAUAUAAUUAAUUCCUAACUAGCUCAGCUCAGAUUAAGGUUGUAAUUAGUAAUUAUUACUAACUACAUAUUAUGUAUUAUGAAUAAUUAAUAUCAAAUACUUUUUCUUACACGGCUUAAGUAUCUAUCACGUAUUUAUCAGCUUGUCGGCAUAUUACUUCAAUAAAUAGCUGAGAAAAAAAGCAGGCUUUUACAAAUUGUUUGUUAAUUUAAGAAAGCUAAAACCCCUGCAAAACUUGAGUAAUAAUAACUUGUAAAAAAUAUAUCAAGUUAAAAAUAUACAAUAAGCAACAUAUCACUUGACUCGAAAUCAAACGCCCAACAACAAUAAUGAAACGGUUAUAAUUUUUUCCCCGUCACAAAAAUAAUAAUACUGAAUGCAAAAGUACAUAGAUCCAAUUACUUUACAUAACUGGUUUAAGACUACCUUAAUUAGUUAAUUAAUUAUCAGGAGCUGAUGAAAAUGUACAACUUUCUGUAAAUUAAAAUCUAAUGUUAAAAGCAAAGAAUGACAUUUUUUGCAAGGUAAUUGUUGCGGUAAAAGGUGGAUAUGAUGAUGGUAAAACAUGUAUAAAAUGUAUAAAGCAAAGUAAUUGACCGGAUUGUUAAUGAAACUAAAAUCUUUUCAGUUAAAUAUUUCCCAAAUUAUGAUAUUAUGCAUAAUAAAAGGUAACCAUUAGGUAAAAGUUAUGGUAUCUAUAAAAUAUGGAUUAGACGAUUGAAAUGUGUUUAAUAUGUAUGUAUGUAAGUACUAAAUUAUGCAACUUAAAUUGAUUAAGGCCCGACCUACAUGAAUAAUCUGAAUAAAACUUAAUUUUAUUACUGAA